AGUACGCGUCUGCGCAGUCUGUGGUGGCGUCGUAACGCCCCGGGGAAGGGGAAGCGGACGGGGACCUGGACUUGCUGCAUCUGACUUUCUGCUGUACUACUAGCAGGAUUGGGUCACUGGUUCUUCCCCUUUUGUCUGUUGCACGCAUCCCGCCCUCCCCAUUUGUUUUCCCACUCCUUGGAUCCAGCCCAGUGGGCAUUCACGUCAGUUCUCUCACCCCGCCGUGAGCCCCCUCUUGGUCCCCGGGAGGGCCUGGCACGGAGGCGGUAACUAUGGAGAAUAUGGCGGAGGAGGAGCUGCUACCCCUGGAGAAGGAGGAGGUGGAGGUGGCCCAGGUCCAGGUCCCGACCCCGGCCCCGGACUCGGCUCGGGUCCCAGCUCCGGCCCCGGAUUCGGCUCUGGACUCGGCUCCGACUCCGGCCUCGGCUCCAGCCCCAGCCCCUGCCCUGGCCCAGGCUCCGGCCCUGUCCCCGUCCCUAGCCUCUGCCCCUGAGGAGGCUGAAAGCAAGAGACACUUCUCAAUCCAAAGGCAGCUUGCCGAUCUAGAGAAAUUAGCUUUUGUAACUGAAGGGGAUUUUAAAUCUGCCAGUUCAUCAAACUCAGAUAAUCUUGAUGCAGGAAACAAGCAGAUGUGUCCUUUGUGCCCCAUGGAAAAAUUCAGAGCUUGUAAUAGCCAUAAGCUUCGUCGUCACCUUCAGAAUUUACACUGGAAAGUCUCAGUUGAAUUUGAAGGUUACAGGAUGUGCAUUUGUCACUUACCUUGUCGACCAGUGAAACCAAACAUUAUUGGAGAACAGAUAUCCAGUAAAAUGGGUGGACAUUAUCACUGUAUCAUUUGUUCAGCAACAAUCACCAGAAGGACUGAUAUGCUAGGACACGUUAGGCGCCAUGUGAAUAAAGGAGAGACUAAAUCCAGGUAUACUGUUGAUCUCAGACUGUUACUUCCUUCUAGGCAGCUAAUAUUCUGCACACUGGCUGCUUUGGCUGAGGAAAGAAAACCUCUGGAAUGUCUAGAUGCCUUUGGAGCCACUGGGAUAAUGGGAUUACAGUGGGCAAAACAUCUUGGAAAUGCAGUCAAAGUUACAAUCAAUGACUUGAAUGAAAACUCAGUGACAUUGAUUCAGGAAAACUGCCAUUUAAACAAGUUAAAAGUGGUGGUGGACAGUAAAGAAAAGGAAAAGAAUGAUGAUAUUCUCAAAGAAGGAGAGGAAAACCUGGGUAACGUUAAGGUGACCAAGAUGGAUGCCAACGUGCUCAUGCAUCUGAGAUCUUUUGAUUUCAUACAUUUAGACCCUUUUGGAACAUCAGUGAACUAUCUAGAUUCUGCAUUCAGAAAUAUAAGAAACCUUGGCAUAGUGUCAGUGACUUCUACAGAUAUCAGUUCUUUAUAUGCCAAGGCACAACAUGUUGCCCGGCGUCACUACGGGUGUAACAUAGUUCGAACGGAAUAUUACAAGGAACUAGCAGCCAGAAUUGUUGUAGCUGCAGUGGCAAGAGCUGCAGCACGAUGCAACAAAGGUAUAGAAGUACUAUUUGCCGUGGCUCUGGAACAUUUUGUGUUGGUGGUUGUCAGAGUUUUGAGAGGACCUACUUCAGCAGAUGAAACAGCCAAGAAGAUUCAGUACCUGAUCCAUUGUCAGUGGUGUGAAGAGAGAAUUUUUCAGAAGGAUGGUAAUAUGGUAGAAGAAAACCCAUAUAGACAGCUGCCCUGUAACUGUCAUGGAAGCAUGCCUGGAAAAACAGCAAUAGAACUUGGACCUCUGUGGUAUGUGCCUAAGAAAGAAAAUGGUGUAUUUAUUAAAACUACAGAUGAUACCACAACAGAUAAUUACAUUGCACAAGGAAAGAGAAAAACUAAUGAAAUGAUCACAACUUUAGCCAAGAAGCAAAAGACCGAUGUCAGUACUGAACAUCCACCCUUUUAUUAUAACAUCCACAGACACAGUAUUAAAGGGAUGAAUAUGCCAAAGUUAAAAAAGUUUUUGUGCUAUCUAUCUCAAGCAGGCUUUCGUGUAAGCCGAACUCAUUUUGACCCAAUGGGUGUUCGUACAGAUGCACCCCUGAUGCAGUUUAAAUCUAUCCUUUUAAAGUACAGUACGCCCACCUACACUGGAGGUCAGUCAGAGGGCCACGUCCAGUCAGCUCCUGAAGAUACAGUGGCUGACAGGGUGGAAAUGUCCGUGAACGACAAAGCAGAAGCAAGUGGCUGCAGAAGGUGGUAAACGUACAGAACAGUCUGUUCUCAGGUGUCUGCACAGAUGGCCUAAUCAUUCUCUGUACCAACGGAAGUUCUUUUUCUAUUCUUCCCAUUCAGUGGUGUAAAAAUAAAAAACAGUAUUGUUUUCAUUCA
Molecule: messenger RNA, 2350 nt
Organism: Otolemur garnettii (small-eared galago)
Lineage: Eukaryota; Metazoa; Chordata; Mammalia; Primates; Galagidae
Gene: TRMT1L
Product: tRNA methyltransferase 1 like
Exons: 13
Coding region: 273-2222 (649 amino acids)
Biological process (GO): tRNA N2-guanine methylation
Cellular component (GO): nucleus
Molecular function (GO): RNA binding
Source: RefSeq, a predicted model, not a curated record